This is a messenger RNA of Asparagus officinalis (garden asparagus), 1196 nucleotides long. RefSeq lists its product as uncharacterized. Lineage: Eukaryota; Viridiplantae; Streptophyta; Magnoliopsida; Asparagales; Asparagaceae. The transcript has 6 exons. The record is from RefSeq and is a predicted model, not a curated record. The coding region runs from base 15 to 908 and encodes 297 amino acids.
UAAGUGCAGUUGAUAUGACAUCUGGCUACUGCUGCGAUUCAACUGCUGCAGGCCUAUUACGAAUUAGAGGGUCAGGCAUAGCUCAACCAUAUAUGCUACUCGCAGAUCCGAAUCCCAGUUUUCCCGGUGGUCUCACCUCAGCAAUAUGUUGGGAGGGGACUUUCCAUAUUGAUGUUACGAAAUUCAAGGGUUGCUUCGGUGUCCAAGCACAUUUACCUCACCAAGUGUCUGAUAAAGCGGUUGACAUUACAAAAACUAUGGAUGCAAAUUUAAAGUUUAAUGUACUGCCUCGCAUAAGGAUUUGGCCAACAGCGUUUCAAAUAGAUCCUGUCGAUCAUCAAGAUGUUGCAUUAUACUUCCUCCCCUCCAAACAUGAGAGGUCUAAAGAGAACUACAUGCACCUUGUGAAGUAUAUAAAUGCCAAUGAUUUUUCUCUGCUAAGUCAAGUGGGAAACAUAGAGUUAAUGAUAUUUUCAUCUGAACAGUUGUCUACAGAUAAUGAAAGUAAGGAGAUGUAUCUAUGGGGAAUAUUUCGUAAGGUGAGAAGAAAGAAUGUCUGCCGCAUUGAACCAAAUGCUCCUGCUGCAACGAUCAGCUUCAGCAAUCAACGAAAUAACUCCAUCGAGAAAAAGUUUAACUCAGUAACCGAUAAAGUUACACAAGCAUCUGCUGAGGAUGGAAAUAACUUUUGCAAAAAGCCUAAACUUGAGGAUAUUGAUGAAGUCUUUCCAGAUGUUCCUCCAGGUUUCUCUAGUCUUCCGGCUACAUUACACCAAACAAACAACAAAGCAACAGAUAUUGGACAAGUACCAAAAGAAGCACAUGCUGAUGCUACAAUCAAGCUGCCUCGGAGGUCACCUAGACUAAAUCCAACACGCAACUGCCUUCGGAGUAGGGAGGGGAAAUAAGUUUAAAACCGGCCAGCGAAUAGUACGAGGAAGAUAUAGUUCCACUUUACGUUACUAAAAUGAUCGAAGAAGAAGUCUUAGGAAAUUUUGCAUCCGGAUUAUGAACUAUUUACCAUUUAAUCUCUUCCUAUAAUAUUCCCAACGGAGAAUCAAUUAGCUAUUAUGCUAGAUCUCAACUGAUGAGAACAAGCUACUGUACGUGCUUUUCCUUUUUUACGUUCUUGAGGAUGAUACGCUGAACCUAAUAAGAAUAACAUUUUAUGCUUGUUGGUUGCUUUAUGAAUCUCG